UUCACUGCUAGCAUCAUGUUGCUAGCUAAAUAUGUAACUACUGAGAUAUAAGCUGGUUUAUAACACAUCCUGCUAAUAAUAUAAAACCCACCGGUAAAUGUUUUAAAAAGUGUGCAUUGAAACUCAACUAAAACCAAGUCAUAAAAUGUACUAAUAUGUGAUAGGUUGUGUUUGAGACUUUUAUUUUAAAAGUCGCGUAAAGAGAUGAUCAGCUGACUGUGAUGUCAAUAAAGCAAGUUGUCAGCGGGCGGAGGAAGCUGAGAUCUACCGGAUCCUCUCAUCGUGCAGCCUUUACCGGCCGGUGGAUUCAUGCUGAGGGCGACCGGGAGCAGAAGGUAAACCCCGGGGAGGAUCGCUGCCGUCAGCAUGGACAUCCAGACCGAGAGACGGAGACUGCUGCAGGAGGAGGACGGAGAUGACGGUCCGACCGGACUCCUAUCCGAGCAGGAGGCUUAUCUCAGCAAAGUGAAGAACAGGAAGUUGUACCUGGCCUCGUUCGCCGCCGUUCUGGGUCCGAUGAGCUUCGGGUUCGUGCUGGGAUACAGCUCCCCCGCCAUCCCUGAGCUCAGCAGGAUUUCCGAUCCUCGGCUGCGGCUCAGCGAAGUGGAGGCCUCCUGGUUUGGGUCCAUUGUGACGAUCGGAGCGGCGGUGGGCGGCCUGCUGGGCGGCUGGAUGGUGCAGAGGAUCGGCAGGAAGCUGACGCUGAUGUCCUGCACGCUGCCCUUCGUCUUCGGCUUCACCAUCAUCAUCGCCGCUCAGAACGUGUGGAUGCUGUACGUGGGCCGGGUGCUGACGGGCCUGGCCAGCGGCAUCACGUCGCUGGUGGUCCCGUUGUAUAUAUCUGAGACGGCGCAUGAGAAAGUCCGCGGGAUGCUGGGCUCCUGCAUUCAGCUCAUGGUGGUCUUGGGGAUCAUGGGAGUUUACCUGGCAGGUUUGUUUGUGGACUGGCGCUGGCUGGCGAUCUGCUGCUCCCUGCCGCCGUCGCUGCUGAUGGUCGCCAUGUGCUUCAUGCCCGACACGCCGCGCUUCCUGCUGUCGAAGGGGAAGAGGCGGGAGGCCGAGGAGGCCUUGCGCUUCCUGCGCGGGCCGGACGCCCCCAUCGAGUGGGAGUGCUCCUGCAUCGAGGACGCAUGCGACGAACAGGGUUCAACGUUCCACCUGUCCGACCUGAAAGAUCCCGGCGUCUUCAAGCCGCUGCUGAUCAGCAUCCUGCUGAUGGUGUUUCAGCAGAUGACCGGGAUCAACGCCAUCAUGUUCUACGCUGAGGACAUAUUCGUACAGGCGCACUUCAAGGAGAGCGAACUGGCUUCGGUGAUCGUCGCUCUGAUUCAGGUCGUCUUCACUGGGAUCGCAGCGGUGAUCAUGGACCGGGCCGGCAGGAAGGUUCUGCUCGUCAUCUCAGGCGUGGCCAUGAUGAUCAGCACCACGGCGUUUGGCGUCUACUUCUACUUGACGCCCAAAGUUCCCGGCGGAGCGCCGGCGCCCCCCGCUGACCUCACCUGGCUGGCUCUGGCCAGCAUGGCCGUCUUCAUUGCAGGCUUCGCCAUCGGCUGGGGUCCCAUCCCCUGGCUGAUCAUGUCGGAGGUCAUUCCCAUCAGAGUGAGGGGCUUUGCUGGAGCGGUGGUGGUUCUCAGUAACUGGGGCAUGGCCUUCGUCGUCACCAAAACCUUCCAGGACAUGAUGUACCUCCUAACCAGCGCCGGGACGUUCUGGCUCUUCGCCUGCAUGUGCGGCCUCAACAUCAUCUUCACCGUCAUCUUCGUCCCGGAAACCAAAGGCAAGACGCUGGAGCAGAUCGAAGCCCUUUUCAGAGGGACUUCAGGUCCGUGAAAGCGCUGAACCUCGGCAGCCUGAGCAGACUGUUAAAGUGGGCAUUCAGAAAAUAUCCUCCAAGAACAUGAAGCUAACUCAAACAUUUUCUAUAGUUGCUUUUAUGACAGAAAACAGGUGAAUAUUUUAAGUCAUUCUUGUCUAUUUUGUGAAAACUCAACUGUAUUUUAUUACUGUAUCAGUGAGGUGCAACAGAGAUGAUGAUGAUGAUGGUGAUGAUGGUGAUAAGUUGGACAUGUUGACUCCUGAAAAACAUCAUAAUCUGACAUCAACACUCAGAAAGCUGUGAGGCGCCUGUUGCUCUUCGCUGCCCCCUGCAGGCCUCACAGGGACGAAGGAAGCGAAGCUGCAAAAGCUUCACUGAGGCAAAAAGAUGUCAGUGGAGUUUCUUAAGUUUCUGUCUGUGUGUUUCCACACAGCGUUUUCCAUAUUCUAUCACUCAUGAAAAGGGUUUAAUGUGAUAAUAUAUAAAAAAGCUGAUUUUUGCUGUUAAGUUGAUAAAAAUCUUUAUUUAACUUUUCCAACAAAACGUGAAGUACAACUUUUCCCUUUCUGAGUUUUUAUUCUACUUUUUGCUACAUUUCUGUUACGAUUUUCAGUUUGCCGAUUUAAGCUCAUUGUUAGGAAAAUUCAUACAGAAAAAAUGUAAAAACAUAAGCCUUGAUCAGGACAAAGGAUUUGUAAGUCUCCACAUAUUCAUUAGUUUACAUUAUAAACACUAUUUAAAGUCCAGACGAGUCGGAGGGUGUUGGGUUUUACCCGACUGCGUUGGUAUUUGGAUGUCAUAGAGUUUUUAAAUAUUCACAGUGAACAUUUAGGAGUUUUUUAAUUUGAUUUCACCACAAAAUGUUCGGCUUAGUGUCAUGAUCGAUUUUAGCCUUUUAAACAUUCAGAAACUAUUUUGGUUAAGCUAUUUUAAUGGUUGUAGUUUUAGUUUAGGUAAAAUUUGUGCAUCAAAGUCCAUAAACCUCAAAUUCACCAACAGUAUGUAUUUCCUUUCUGAAUUAUUCUUCCACAGUUGAAACUCAAGGGACAUUUUAACCAUAUUUCACACAUAAAUCACAGUAAGAACAAUAACUGUCAAUUUUCUCCUCUGCAGUUAGAAAAUGUCCAUAAGACUUAAAACUUUUGUGCGUUUUUUGUCUGCUUGAGGUUUGAUUUCUCUCUGUCUGAUAAAAAUGUUUUCUGAUUUGUUGCCGUUUCUUUACUUUUAUAUUAAUCCAUUAUCACGUAAGUUGCAAAUUAAAAGAAAGUUUGUGCGUUUUCAAAUUAUCUGCUGAAUUGUAAUUUUUAAAAAAAUCUGGAAUCUCUUUUGAUGAUCCUGAAGAAAGUGAAGCGGAACAGGACUUCCUAAAAACACUUCCUGUUUUUGCUUGGCUUGAUGUUGUUUCAGUGGAAAAGAAUAACGGCUUGUUGCUGAAAUGUUUUGAAGAUGUUAUAAAUACCGUGGGAAGUGAAUGCAUCAUGGAGUUCCUGUUUACACUAAAUACAUUUUUAUUCAAAAAGCUGACAUCUGUUAACUAUAACAACUACAUGUGUCUGUUUGUACCGGAUUUUUAUUCUUAUGGGUUUGUAGAUUUAAUGUUGUAAAGAUGGAUGCCUUGUGCUGAUUUGACCUGGGAACAAUUUGCCUUUGUUUCUUCACAGUUUCAUUUUUUUGUCCUGUUUUUCGCUGCUUCUUUGGUACAAAAAAAUCUCUGUUUUGUGAAGUCAUGAAGCUCAAAAUGACUCGUUUCAUAUCUUCACAAUGACCCUGGUUGAAUCUUGGAAAAAAUAAAAUGUGUGAUUAUCUUUUGUUGUAA
This is a messenger RNA of Poeciliopsis prolifica (blackstripe livebearer), 3632 nucleotides long. RefSeq names its product solute carrier family 2 member 8 (gene slc2a8). Lineage: Eukaryota; Metazoa; Chordata; Actinopteri; Cyprinodontiformes; Poeciliidae. Gene Ontology annotation, molecular function: transmembrane transporter activity. Bases 367 to 1830 code for a protein of 487 amino acids. Gene Ontology annotation, biological process: transmembrane transport. Gene Ontology annotation, cellular component: membrane. The transcript has 11 exons. The record is from RefSeq and is a predicted model, not a curated record.